Molecule: messenger RNA, 1006 nt
Organism: Raphanus sativus (radish)
Lineage: Eukaryota; Viridiplantae; Streptophyta; Magnoliopsida; Brassicales; Brassicaceae
Product: putative F-box only protein 9
Exons: 2
Coding region: 194-973 (259 amino acids)
Molecular function (GO): protein binding
Source: RefSeq, a predicted model, not a curated record
UUUUGAAAAAAAGUCAAAAAGUAAAAGAAAAAAAAAAAAAUUUGUGAACCUCUCCAUGAGGUUCACCAAUGGAGAUGCUCUAAGAACAUGUACACUGGUUGAUGGUAAAAAAGAUUAAAACCCUAAUUUCAUACUUCGAAGUUCGAAAGUCUGAGUAGUUCCCCUUUGUCCUUGCGAAAUCACAAGAGAAACGAUGAUGAUGUCCGAUAUGCCACAGGAUCUCUUAGAAGAAAUACUUUCUAGGGUUCCAGCCGUAUCUUUGAAACGACUACGAUCAACUUGCAAACGAUGGAACGAUUUGCUCAAAGAUGAAAGAUUCACGGAGAAGCACUUUCUUAAAGCUCCAAAGCAGUCUCGGAUUCUCAUGUCGGACGACUAUAGGAUUUGUUCAUUGGACGUCGAUCUCAACGUUGCUCCUCCGGCUAUAGAGUUUAAGGGCCCACUCGGCCUAAGGGAUAUGCGACAAUUCGAUACAGAUGAGAUUUUUCAUUGUGAUGGUUUGUUGUUAUGCAGCAGUAAGUACGAAAAUAGACUCAUGAUUUGGAACCCGUGUUUGGGGGAAACUAGGUGGAUCGAAACCACAACUACUGAUAGCGAGGACCUUUUAUCUUAUUGCAGCUUUGCACUAGGAUACCAAAACAACAAAUCUUUCCGUAGUUUCAAAAUCUUGAAGUGUUGGAAUCGUGUCUUCCAUAUUGAGGGGUUUGAAAUCUAUGAUCUGAGCUCUGAUUCAUGGAGGGUUUUGGAUGACUUGGCUCUCAACUGCUGGAUACUAGAUAGUGGUGUGUCUUUGAAGGGAAAUGCUUAUUGGCUUGCUUUGGGAGAAACAGGUUCUGGGGACAGCAAGAAACUGUUCAUCUGUGGAGAGGACAAUGAAUAUUACAGACAAAUCCCUUGUGCAGGAACUACAAAUCCAGUUAUUUUCAGUUAUGUUCCAAGUUUGUUUCGAGUUCAGCAAAGUGGGAGCAAAUGAAAAUAAUGAAGACUAAAGGAAGUGAUUUUUUUU